This is a messenger RNA of Arachis duranensis, 1557 nucleotides long. Its product is annotated as MATH domain and coiled-coil domain-containing protein At3g58270-like. The record is from RefSeq and is a predicted model, not a curated record. Gene Ontology annotation, molecular function: protein binding. Bases 223 to 1374 code for a protein of 383 amino acids. The transcript is spliced from 4 exons. Lineage: Eukaryota; Viridiplantae; Streptophyta; Magnoliopsida; Fabales; Fabaceae.
AAUAAGAAUCUUGUUCGUUGACUUGACUAAUUAAUUCACAAUAUAUUACCACUCUAGCAUUAAACAAUCACUUCUUUCUCUUUCAUUAUUCUCUCAUCAGUUUCUUUCAUUCCAAACUAUCAUAUUCAUGUUCAUCAUCACCACCUAAAACUCAAAGCUCUAGCUUCAUCUUCAUGCUCCAACAUCUGUUUUUCAUAGUAGCCGCCAGAUGCACCAAACGGAAUGAGAAAUAAGGUGGGAAGUAGUGUUGAUUUUGAGAUAUUCACAUGGAAAAUUGAAGAUUUCACAAAGAAAGAUAUCACCAAAUUAAGCUCCAAGGCUUUCAAAAUACGUGGCUAUACAUGGAAGCUUGUUGUGCAUCCAGUGAGGAACGAUGUGAAUCAUUUUUCAUUGUAUUUAAUGGUUGCUGAUAAUUUACCUCCUUAUGGAUGGACAAGAAACACUUUCUUCAAGUUGGCUCUAAUCAAUCAAGUUGAUAGAAGAAAGUCAAUUGUGAAGGACACACAACAGAAAUUCAAUGGAGGACAUAGAUGUUGGGGUUCAUUCUUCAUGAAUCUAAAAGAUUUCCAUGACCAUAGACAAGGUUACCUUGUGAGGAACACAUGCAUCAUUGAAGCACACAUUUGUGUCUCCAAUUUUCCACCACCUCUAGACACCAACAUCAUAAACCCAAUCAAUGAUGAUUAUUCCAUCUUAGAUAAUAACAAUAACACUAAUAAUCCACCACCUUCAACAACAAAUCAUGCUAAUCUUCGAUCCUCAUGUGAUGAAAUUACAAAUAGCCCCUCAACAUCAUCAUCACAAUCAUCAUCAAGGUCUAGUCCAAAUGAAUUAUUAGGUAACAAUAGUGAAAUCCAAGCUUCAUCAAAAAAACAACUAAGACUAAGAGACCUAAUAGAUUUGCAAGCCUUAAAAGAUUACAUUCCAUUGUUAGAAGAAGUUUGCACAUGGCACCCUUCACUUUUACAUAGCCAAAAGAAUAGGACUCAAGCUUUUAGGUUAUGGGCAUUCACAUCAUUAGGCCAAGUUCUUCACUUUCUUAAGACAAAGAAGGUUAAGGACAUUGAUGACAAUGACAUAAAAACCCUUCAAGGUUUGUGGGAUGAACUUGAGAAGUCUUCAGGGUUUGAAUUGGCUUGGCUUCAGCCUUAUGUUGAGGCUGCAUUGAGUGUGAAGGCUCACUUGCAAAAAACAAAGAAAUUGAAGAAAUUGGUGGAUCAUGUUGUUGGUUUGGAAAUUAAGAUGAAGAAAUUGAGAGGGGAACUUGCUGCUGCUGAAGCUGAGUUUGAGAUUGCAAGAAAAGACUUGUCUCAAGUCAGAAAAGGGUUUCAAAAGAUGGAUGUGAAUGCUACUAUUGGUUAUGCCAUGUUCUAAUAAUAAUAAUGAUGAUGAAUUUGUUAUUAUUAUUAACAUGUGGUUAAUGAAUUUGUUAUUAUUAAUCAUAUGUCAUUUCUCUUGUAACAUUUUUUAACAUACCUAGAGUUAUUGAUCUUAGAAAUUGCAACAUAUGAUUACUUCAUGUUCAUAGCUAUAUAUGUAAGGUACAGUACUUUUGGU